CUUCAUCACUCCUCACACUUCACUCCCUCUUUUCCAACAAUCAAGCUACACUACUACUAUAAUAUAAUAUUCCCGUACUAUCCUCUAAAAAUGGGGUCGAUUUACACUUAUGCCACUCUCUCUCUCUUCUUCUUUCUCUCUCUUCACCUUACAACCGGCGCUCUUGUUAAACAACAACCUCUAGUACUAAAAUACCACAACGGCGCACUUUUAAAAGGAAAAUUCAAUGUAAAUUUAAUCUGGUACGGUAAAUUUACACCAGUACAACGUUCCAUUAUCGUUGAUUUCAUCCAAUCAUUGAGUUCAACGCGGGCCCCACGUCCUUCUGUAUCAUCAUGGUGGAGAACAAUUGAGAAUUACAAAGGAGGAGCUAGUACCCUUGUUGUAGGGAAUCAAAUCCUUCAUGAAAACUAUCCAUUUGGUAAAACUCUAAAAAACUCCCACAUCGUUGGGCUUGCUUCUUCCAAGCCCAAGCCCAAUAACAAGCCCAACAAUAACGUGAUUCAUUCGAUUGAUGUUGUUUUGACGGCAGAUGAUGUGGUGGUAGAUGGGUUUUGUAUGAGGUGUGGGUCACAUGGAGUAUUGGGCCGGAGUAAACGGGCUUAUAUAUGGGUUGGGAAUUCUGUAACCCAAUGUGCGGGUCAGUGUGCUUGGCCCUUUUAUAAGCCCAUGUAUGGCCCGCAAACACCGGCUUUAGUGGCACCUAAUGGUGAUGUUGGGGUUGAUGGGAUGAUUAUUAAUUUGGCUACGUUGUUGGCGGGUGCUGUUACGAACCCGUUUUCGGAUGGGUAUUUUCAGGGCCCGUCAACAGCUCCGCUUGAAGCGGUUAGUGCCUGCACCGGGAUAUUCGGGGCAGGCGCUUAUCCCGGGUAUCCGGGUACGGUUUUGAUGGAUAAGGGUAGUGGAGCAAGUUAUAAUGCAUAUGGGGUGAAUGGAAGGAAAUAUUUGUUACCAGCGAUGUGGGAUCCUCAAAGGUCUGCUUGCACAACUCUUGUUUAAUCUCAAUGGAAUGAAGUGAAGUGAAGAAGUUGUAGUGUAUUGUGUAAUACUCCUACGUUUUCGAAAGUUUUUCCUAUUUUGACCUUAUUUUCUCUUACGAAAAACUUCGAGAUAAAAAUAAGAACAACAAAAGAAAAGGAAGGGGUAUUCUGUAAAAUAAGUAAAACAAAAAAAAAGUAGUACUACUUGGAGUUGGACAUGUUGUAGAUAUUUCGUGUUCACGGGUUAAUCUUAUCUGUAAUGGAAUUUGUCAAUUUGGGGUGUAUCCGUGUAUUGUCGUUUUGUGUGUUAACAUGUAAAUUUGGUUCUAGAUAAAAAUGAACAAGUUGAUGAGAA
Messenger RNA from Beta vulgaris subsp. vulgaris (sugar beet), 1335 nucleotides. RefSeq names its product protein EXORDIUM-like 2. The transcript has a single exon. The coding region runs from base 91 to 999 and encodes 302 amino acids. The record is from RefSeq and is a predicted model, not a curated record. Lineage: Eukaryota; Viridiplantae; Streptophyta; Magnoliopsida; Caryophyllales; Amaranthaceae.